Messenger RNA from Candida albicans SC5314, 1002 nucleotides. It is a transcript of the gene PRN2, whose product is annotated as Prn2p. The transcript has a single exon. Lineage: Eukaryota; Fungi; Ascomycota; Pichiomycetes; Serinales; Debaryomycetaceae. The coding region runs from base 1 to 1002 and encodes 333 amino acids. The record is from RefSeq and is a predicted model, not a curated record.
AUGUCACUUAGAUCCAUAGCUAAAAUCGUCACUUCAAAACAAAAAACUGAAGGUUCAGGAGCAAUUGUACAUCGAUCAAUGGGUAUUUAUGGACAACGGAAAUAUAAUCCAUUCUUAUUAUUUGACCAUUUUAUAGGUGCAAACAACCAUGGAUUUCCAGCCCAUCCUCAUCAAGGGCACGAAACAAUCACUUAUGUUUUAAAUGGAGCAGUUGCUCAUGAAGAUUUUACUGGGGCCAAGGGAAUGCUUUAUAAAGGGGAUUUGCAAUUUAUGACUGCUGGUAAAGGGAUAAUGCAUUCUGAAAUGCCAGUAUCAAAAGACGACGAGUCACCCACCGUGGGACUACAAUUAUGGGUUGAUUUACCUGAAGAUAAACGAAAUAUAGAACCUAAUUAUCGAGAUUUAAGAGAAUGGGAAAUACCUGAAGUUAUCGUUGAUGAUGGUAAAGUUACAGUUAAAGUUAUUUCUGGUAAAAGUCAUGGAAUAGAAUCAAUCAAACAAUUGGCAUACAUUCCCAUUGAUUACUUCCACUACAAGAUAAAACCUGGAGGUCAAUUCAAACAAGAAUUGAGAUCUGAUUUUAAUUAUUUUUUGUAUGUGAUCAGAGGAACUACACUUGAAUUAAAUGACAAUACAACAGCUGAACAAUAUCAAAAUGUAUAUUUUGAAGAAACUGGAGAUUUUGUUAUUGGUAAAAAUGUCAGUACAAAGCCUGACGAGGAAGUAGAGUUUGCAAUAAUUGGUGGUAAAAAACUAGAUCAAGAUGUCUACGUUUUUGGGACAUUUGCGGCUGAUACUGAAGAAAAUAUGAAGAGUGGAUUCCAGGAUUUUAAGAACCAACGUAAUGGAUUUGAAAAAAUUAAAACUUGGAAGUCAUUGAUUAGUAAAGGUGUAACUCAAGAAAUGAUCGAUGGUCCUUUGAAUGGAAAUUUAGAAUUACGUGAAAAGAAUAAGAAUGACUAUUUGAAAAGUGUGGAAACUCGUGAAAAUAUACUUGUGUAG